Molecule: messenger RNA, 1183 nt
Organism: Notolabrus celidotus (New Zealand spotty)
Lineage: Eukaryota; Metazoa; Chordata; Actinopteri; Labriformes; Labridae
Product: coiled-coil domain-containing protein 18
Exons: 5
Coding region: 178-903 (241 amino acids)
Source: RefSeq, a predicted model, not a curated record
GUAGCAGGGUGAGGCAGGGGGUGUGGCCGAGGUUUUCCUCCUCCUGUCCCCCCUCCCUGUGUUCCUGCCUGCAGGGAAAGUCCGCCUCACUCCGACCUGAGAGAGACUGACUGAGAGCAACUCUACAGCUCGUCUUCAUCAUCCUCCAUCCUCUUCACCUCCACCUCCACCCUCCUCAUGGCUGACCCCUCCAAGUCCUCGCAGACGGCCAAGAAUGUGGUCAUCGCCCUGCUGGCGCUGUGGUCCAUCAUCUCGCUGGUCGUCAUCGUGGUGUGGUCGACGUCUCCAGACAUGAAGAGCGCGGCUCAGUGCCGCACCGAGCUACAGGACACCACAGAGAAGCUGGAGGGCGUGAAGGUGGUGUGCAAGAAGAACAAGGUGGCGCUGGAGGAGCAGGUGGAGGCCGAGCGGGAGGAGCAGCUCAAGCAGAAAGCAGAGAUCCUGGUGCUGCUCGGACACCUCAACGCCACCAACCACACACUGGAGGAGUGCCGGCAGGAGAAUCUCAUCUUGCAGACGAACGUCAGCGUCCUGCAGGAGAACAUCGAGCAGUUGCGUCUGACGGAGGCCAACCUCACAGCUCAGAUCAGCCUGCAACAAGAUCAGAUCGACGCCAUGGAGCAGAACCUAACCCAGGCCGCCCAUCAAACCGAGGCCUGCGCCAGCCUGAGAGCAGCUGCUGAGAGCCAGAUGUUAGCUGCUCAGAGUCAGACCCGAGCCUGUGAGUCGGGACAGCAGUACAUGAAGAAACAGCUUCUGAAGUGUAAGCUGGAAGAGUCGGAGGCUCCUGAGCAGUCGCAGCAGGUUCCCCCCGCACCGACCCCUUCUUCAGAUGCCUCGCCCCUCUCUGGUAUUCCUGCGCUGAUGCUGCUCGUCUGCAGCGCUCUGCGUCUCAUUACCUGAGAGCUCAGUGAAGCGGCAACCUGUCCAUCGACGGCGAGCACUGUGGUCCAGGACGAGGGGGCGGUGGAGCCUGGACGGACCUGAUGACUGCUGUACAACCUUCCUGUCUACGCACCUGAUCGCUAUGGAGACGCUGACGUGUCACGCUGUCGUAUGAUGAAUGAUUGGACGUUGACUGACUGUUUAAAGACAAAUGCUGCUUCACUCUGUCGGCUAAGACGUUUUUUACUCCGCAGCUUCAACUUGAUUUAUUUUGCUUCUUAAAUCUUCAGUUUUUAAA